Capronia epimyces CBS 606.96 is the source of this 3480-nucleotide messenger RNA. RefSeq lists its product as uncharacterized. Gene Ontology annotation, molecular function: chromatin binding; ATP binding; DNA binding. Bases 1 to 3480 code for a protein of 1159 amino acids. NCBI's taxonomy places the organism in Eukaryota, Fungi, Ascomycota, Eurotiomycetes, Chaetothyriales, Herpotrichiellaceae. The record is from RefSeq and is a predicted model, not a curated record. The transcript has a single exon. Gene Ontology annotation, cellular component: nucleus.
AUGAGCGACUCUGACGGCACGGACGACGAGGCGAUGGACACCUUACCACUCCCACCUGUGAACACCGGUCGACAAACGCAACCUACUCAGAUCAUAGAUCGAGUCCCGCAAACCAUGUCUUCCUCACCCGCCAAAGCCUCAACCGGAUUUGUACAGGUUGCUGCAUCCUCCCCUAUCGCCACACCGACGGUGAAUCGCAAGCCUGCUAGCAUCCUUGCAAGCGUGAUGGCUCCCGCUGGCACUGCCUUCAGAAAACCAUUCGUUGCCGUUCAGCCACGGCCUCCAGCCAUCACUAUCGACAGCGACGACGAGGGUCCGACCUAUCUAGGGGGCUCUUCAGACAGCGAUGGACCAAGUGUGAGAUCGAAUGACAUCAAAACGUCUACGUUUGUGCGGAAGAACCACACCACGGAAAAGAUCCCAGAGUCCCCGCAAGUACACAACAACGGCCGCAGUCGUUUUAUGGAGAUUGCGGCGAGAUCUAUAUAUCAGUCUUCGCCAGAUCAGUCGCCUGGUUCCGCCGCGACCAAACGCUCCGCAGAUGUUAGUGCCAACGCAUAUGGAAACGUCUCCAAGAAACCCCGUCAGACCGGCCCAUCUCGCGCCCUACCAAUGUCGCCACCGAAGAAGCAACCCGAAAUGGAGUUGGAUGACAUCAGUGACUACAACAUGAGACAGAAAGUUAAGCGCAUUAUGUCCAUGGUCAGGUCAGUGUCAAUACGCGAAUGUUACGCGACCUUGCAAUCAAAACGUGGCAAUUUCGAUGAUGCUGUCACUGAAGUCCUGUUGAUGAGUGAGAAACGGCAGGAAAAUAACCCCAAAAAUGCAGUCGAUCUGACAGGUUCGGAGGACGAGUUGAUGCCAACUCCUGUCGCGAGGAAGCAUUCACCAAUGCCGCCUGGCAAUGCAGCCAGGCAACAGGCUAAGGCACCUCAGAGGUCUAUUGCAGAAAAAUGGAGCUCGACCCAGAACGUCAGGAAACCUUCAAAGGCAAUAGAUGUCUUUGAUACGCCGCCACCACAGAAGAAGCGAACGCUCGUGCGUGGUCGAAGACGCUCUUCUUCCUUGGCGCCAGAAGAUGAAGUCGCCAGACCUCCGUUGAAACCUAUCCUCAUUGCUGAGUCAGAGGAUUCCGAUGAGGCAGAGUCAGAAAUUAGCUCUGGAGGUGAGGACAAGAACUCAUUCCAAAGUCGUGUGCUUGAAUUUUUCAACACCUGUUCCGUCGCCGACAUGGCAGAUAUUGCGUCCAUCACUCGCGACGUCGCCGAACAUUUCAUCUCCCAGAGACCAUUCAAAAGCCUCAAUGAUGUUUCCAAAGUCCAUUCCCCUAACCUGAAGCCCUCCAAGGGGAGGAAGAAGACCGCCCCUCUAGGAGAGAAGAUACUGGACAAGGUUGAGACAAUGCUACAGAGCUAUGAAGCCGUGGACUAUCUCGUCAAGCAAUGUGAGAGUUUAGCCAAACCCUUGGCCACUGAAAUGAAAAACUGGGGCGUCAACUUAUAUGGCUCUCAAGAGGGAGAGCUCGAAAUCGUUUCACUGCAAGGGGCACAGCGAUCGAGUCACGAUUCUGGAAUUGGAACCCCAGUAAGUGACGAGGAUCGUGAUAUCGUCAAGAGACCGGCAUCCAAGUCUUUCAUUGGCCAGCCAUCAAUCAUGUCGCAGGACAUCCAGAUGAAGGACUAUCAAAUUGUUGGGGUGAACUGGUUGAAUCUCUUGUACAAGAGAAGUCUGAGCUGCAUUUUGGCGGACGAUAUGGGUCUGGGAAAGACUUGCCAGGUCAUUGCAUUUUUGGCCAACCUUCUCGAGCAGGGGCGAAAAGGACCGCAUCUCAUCGUCGUGCCUGCUGCAACUCUCGAAAACUGGCUGAAAGAAUUCAAGCGUUUCUGUCCGACUUUGAAUGUCGAGCCAUACUAUGCCACCAAUCCGAACGAGCGGGUUGCAUUGAGAGAGAACAUGGAAGCAGCUCGAGCCGACAUCAACGUGAUUGUUACGACAUACACUUUAGCUAAAGGCAAAGAAGACUUCCCUUGGCUGAAGAACUUCGGCUUCGACUGCACAGUGUACGAUGAAGGGCAUUACUUGAAAAAUGCGGAGUCUCAAGUCGCCAGUAAACUGGUCAGAAUACAGUCGAAUUUCCGCUUGUUACUCACUGGGACACCCUUGCAAAACAACCUGAAGGAACUCAUCAGUCUACUUGGCUUCCUCAUGCCUGCCAUGUUCAAGGAUAAGUCUUCCGAGCUGACCUACAUAUUCAAACAUAAUGUCAAGGCGAUGGACGACAACCACGAAGCAUUGCUUUCCAGCGAAAGGAUCAAACGCGCAAGAAGUAUGCUGACCCCAUUCAUAUUGAGACGGAAAAAAUAUCAGGUGCUGAAGGACUUGCCUAAAAAAGAACGCCGCGUCGAGUAUUGUGAUAUGACCCCUGCACAGUCAGAGCUGUAUCAAAUGUGCCUUGACAAAGCUUACAGUAUUCGUGAACGGAAAGAGAGGGGGGAGAAUGUCACGAACGAGUCGGCAAACAUACUCAUGAAACUGAGGCAGGCGGCAAUCCAUCCUAUGCUCUUCCGCAGGCUGUAUCCGGACAAGGUCCUGCCACGCAUUGCAAAACAAUGCUUAAAGGUUGACAUGUGGCGCGAAUCCAACCCUGACCUCAUCGUCAGGGAGCUUGAGGCUUAUUCCGACAUGGAAAUUCACGUCUUAUGCGACCAACACUCGGAGCUCAGACGGUUUGCACUCCAGAACGACGAAUGGCUAGACAGUGGGAAGAUUAAGAAGACGAUGGAAUUGCUACGCAAAUUCAUGUCGGAGGGUCAUAGGACGCUCAUCUUUAGCCAGUUUGUUAUGGUCCUCGACAUUCUCGAAUUAGUUCUUCAACACGAGGCUGUUGAGUAUUUCCGACUCGAUGGCAACACGAAGGUCUCUGAACGACAGGAUUUGAUCGACGAAUUUUCGGCCGACGACAACCAAACCCCUGUUUUCAUGCUCAGCACUAAGGCAGGCGGCGCUGGAAUCAAUCUCGCAAAGGCCAAUAAAGUCAUUGUCUUCGAUAGCGGCUUCAACCCUCAAGAUGACAUCCAAGCUGAAAACCGUGCUCAUCGAAUCGGCCAGGUCAAGGACGUCGAGGUGGUCCGAUUGGUCACCAGAGGGUCUGUCGAAGAGCAGAUCCACGCAAUGGGCCUGACCAAAUUGAAGCUUGACGAACAGGUUGCCGGUGAGGGGACAGAGGAGCAGUCGAGGCAAGAAGGCGAAGAUACAGACAAAGAGAUUGAAGGACGUAUGAUUGUGGAAGAGAUGCUUUUUCAAAAGCUCGACCAAGAGCCGAUCGAACAAGUCAAAGCCGAAGCUGCGAGCCCAAUCAAGACGAAGCCUACUGGAAAGAAGUAUGCCCAUGGCGAAGAACUAGAUGUGACAGACGGCAAGGAUAACACGUCGCACCGUCGUAGGGAAAGCGUUGAUUUACCGACACGAGAGAAGACUUGA